Messenger RNA from Scophthalmus maximus (turbot), 2438 nucleotides. RefSeq names its product layilin a (gene layna). NCBI's taxonomy places the organism in Eukaryota, Metazoa, Chordata, Actinopteri, Pleuronectiformes, Scophthalmidae. Gene Ontology annotation, molecular function: hyaluronic acid binding. The transcript is spliced from 8 exons. Bases 220 to 1689 code for a protein of 489 amino acids. The record is from RefSeq and is a predicted model, not a curated record.
UCAACGGACAGAACAGGCGACUCGCCUCUCUUUGAAAUUCAACCUUUUUGUGGAGCAUUAUCUCACAUCUGAACGUCACACCUCUUGAGUUGAUCUAGUUUCAGUUCCUGAGCUCCACCGACGACCAGAUGAACGGACAGCGGCAUGAAAAAGACUAAGCUGAAAUACCAGAGGCGGUGGUGAAUUGGUGACUACACAGCCGAUCUGUCCAUCCUACCAAUGGAUCUGCUAACAGUCGUCUGUCACGUUCUGCUUUUGUUUUUUGAUUCAUCUGCAGCCACGAGCCUCAUUACAGCAGAUAUAUUUGAAGCCAGAGGUCAACGUGUGUGCAAGGCAGGGAAAGGGAGGCCCUGUUACAAGCUGGCCUAUUUCUCUGAGCUCCGGCGGAGGCUGAACUUUGUAGAGGCAGAGCUGGCCUGCAAGCGGGACGGAGGGCAGCUGCUGAGCGUGGAGUCGGCGUCUGAGCAGAAGAUCAUAGAGCAGCUCAUCACAGAGCUCCGGCCGACGGACGGAGACUUCUGGAUCGGCCUCCGCCGUAACGGUGGAGACGAGGACAGCAGCUCAGACUGCUCCCCACAGUACUACUGGCUGGACGGCAGCAAGUCCACAUUUAGGAACUGGCACUUGGAUGAGCCAUCAUGCGGCUAUGAGGUAUGUGUGGUGAUGUAUCACCAGCCGUCUGCACCCCCGGGUCUGGGCGGACUCUACAUGUUCCAGUGGAACGACGACAAUUGCGAAACCAAGAACAACUUCAUCUGUAAAUACACUGCAGAUAAGCCACUGGACCCAUCCCCUUCUCCCAACUCCACUCAAACGGAUGUCUUCCCCGCAUCCGUGCUGCCGUGGAACCCGAGUGACCACAACCGGGACAGAAGUACAGCUGUGAAUUUGGUUUACAUCAUCAUUCCCACCAUCCCCCUGAUACUGCUGCUGCUGACUGUGACUGGAGUCUGCUGCUUUAAAAUGCUCGUCACACGAAGGAGAAAACAUCAGAAAUCUGAAGUAUGCCAGACGGACCUCGGCCCCGGCCCCAGCCCAACGCCAACUGACGUCUACAACGUCAUUCGCUCCCAGAAGGACGAUGACCUGGUUUCAGCUCGCCCGAACACCAAGAACACCUCCUUUAUAUGCUCCUCUCCUGACACGCCGACGGGUGACUACGACAACCUGGGGGGUCGAGAUACGGAGAGCGGCUUCGUGACCCUCGCCAGCACAGAGAGCUGCUUUCUCAACCUCGAUCUCAAUGACCUCAGCCUUGGACGUCGUGGCACCCGUGACUUCUACGACACCAGCUUGGGCCGCUCAGGAAAGAGGGACUUGAAUGACAGCAGCCUGGGCCGCACUGGGCACAGAGAGUUUUACGACAGGAGUUUGGGUCGUCGCACGACGAAGAGUGAGCAUUACGGCAGCAGUGUGUACGGGGACCACGGAUUGUACGACGGCAGCAUCAGAGGAGGGAGUGACCUCUAUGACCCCAAACCGAGGCCUGGAGGACACAUGGUAAAAGCUGACCUCUAUCAGACAUACACCACCGGCGGCAAGGAAGACACUUACCAAACCUGCCUGGGAACCUACGGAAACCGAAAAUCCUACCAUGCUACUCUAGAUUCCUACAGGAAUAACCCGAAUCUUGACGGCGGAAGGAGAUACUUCAAUGAGCAGGAAUGGUUCAACAGGGAAAACUACUGAUCAUCUAAACAGCUCAUUGUGUGUGUGUGUGUGUGUGUACGAUUGUGGACGGGGACAAGAGAAUGGCAAAAACAAAACAAAACUGUGCAUGUAUGUGAUUUUAAUCGUCUGUGUGGUAUGUUUCUAAAACAUUUUAGGUUGAAAAUCAGGUGGACAUGUUUCCAUUAUAUUUUCAUGCUGGGCACACAAUUCACCAUAUGACAAUUAGUUUGUGGAAAUAUGAACUCUAGCACUGUAUUGUGUGUGUGAAGCAGCCUUUUGCAUGGCCCUGUCAUGCUGCCCUUGCUUGGCUAUCUAUGGAGGAAUUUGACAACUGUGUUUAAUUGUGCCUGAACUGUGUUGUUCUCACCCUAGUUUACCUGAUAUAAACAGGCUACCUCAUACAGAAUGAGACACAAGUGUGUUUUGACAUGGCCUUAAACUAAAACAUGUUCAGGAACUUAAAUCAAAUCUCAUUGAUACACUUGUUCUCUCAUCUUUAAUGGUCUAGAGUUUCUAUUUGGGUCGAAGACAGUUGAGAGGUGACAGGUGGCUCCUGCCUGCAGCCUGACCACAGCAACAGCAUGAUAUCGAAGGGAAUGAGAAAAUAUAGCAUCAUUGUUAUUAUUUAUUCAGAAUGUUUAAUGCCUUGACAUCUCUCCUGUAAGUGAGAGAGCUUUGUAUGUUUGUUACGUAAGGAAAUCUUCAAAUAAAAUAAGAUCACAAUUGAAUCUGUUGAUGCAGUUUGUUACUGUCCCAAUAAAAAAAUU